AUGAACCUGGAUGAGAUUCAGGAGAGAGCAGUGUGUUAUGUCCAUGGGGGGUGGAGCAAGGAAGGAAUUCAACAUGGAAAAGGAAAGUUGAAUCUUAAUGUCCAUGCAAAUGACAUGUGUUCAGGGAACAAUUCUAAUAACCUGGCUAUGUUCAAGUUGACCAUGGUUCAAACAUGUAUGGCUGCCAAGGGUUCUGUUCUGUCAACCGGUGCUUAA
Sphenostylis stenocarpa is the source of this 216-nucleotide messenger RNA. The record is from the annotation of a GenBank genome assembly. Lineage: Eukaryota; Viridiplantae; Streptophyta; Magnoliopsida; Fabales; Fabaceae.